Messenger RNA from Budorcas taxicolor (takin), 2100 nucleotides. It is a transcript of the gene RYK, whose product is annotated as receptor like tyrosine kinase. NCBI's taxonomy places the organism in Eukaryota, Metazoa, Chordata, Mammalia, Artiodactyla, Bovidae. The transcript has 15 exons. Gene Ontology annotation, biological process: protein phosphorylation; positive regulation of kinase activity; axonogenesis. Gene Ontology annotation, molecular function: protein kinase activity; ATP binding. The coding region runs from base 1 to 1830 and encodes 609 amino acids. The record is from RefSeq and is a predicted model, not a curated record. Gene Ontology annotation, cellular component: signaling receptor complex.
AUGCGCCGGACGGCGGGACCGGGGCCGCCGGGCCAGGGCCGCCUCCCGGGGACCCGCGGCCUGAAGGCCCCGCCGCCGCCGCUGCUGCUCCUGCUCGCGCUGUUGCCGCUGCUGCCCACGCCUGGCGCCGCUGCCGCCCCGGCCUCGCGGCCCCCGGCGCUGCCGCCCGCGGCCGCGGGGCCCAGCGUGAGCCUCUACCUGAGCGAGGAUGAGGUGCGCCGGCUCAUCGGUCUUGAUGCAGAACUUUAUUAUGUGAGAAAUGACCUUAUUAGUCACUACGCUCUAUCCUUUAACCUGUUAGUACCCAGCGAGACAAAUUUCCUGCACUUCACUUGGCAUGCAAAGUCCAAGGUUGAAUAUAAGCUGGGAUUCCAAGUAGACAAUUUUGUGGCUAUGGACAUGCCCCAGGUCAACAUUUCUGCUCAGGGGGAAGUUCCACGCACUUUAUCAGUGUUUCGGGUCGAGCUUUCCUGUACGGGCAAAGUAGAUUCUGAGGUUAUGAUACUCAUGCAGCUCAACUUGACAGUAAAUUCUUCAAAAAACUUUACAGUCUUAAAUUUUAAACGAAGGAAAAUGUGCUAUAAAAAACUUGAAGAAGUAAAAACUUCAGCCUUGGACAAAAACACUAGCAGAACUAUUUAUGAUCCUGUACAUGCAGCUCCAACCACUUCUACGCGUGUGUUUUAUAUCAGCGUAGGAGUUUGCUGUGCAGUAAUAUUUCUUGUAGCAAUAAUAUUAGCUGUUUUGCACCUUCAUAGUAUGAAAAGGAUUGAACUGGAUGACAGCAUCAGUGCCAGCAGUAGUUCCCAAGGGCUGUCUCAGCCGUCUACCCAGACGACUCAGUAUCUGAGAGCCGACACACCCAACAAUGCAACUCCUAUUACCAGCUCCUCAGGUUAUCCUACUUUGCGGAUAGAGAAGAACGACCUGAGAAGUGUCACUCUUUUGGAGGCAAAAGCUAAGGUGAAGGAUAUCGCAAUAUCCAGGGAGAGGAUAACUCUAAAAGAUGUACUCCAAGAAGGUACUUUUGGGCGUAUUUUCCAUGGGAUUUUAGUAGAUGAGAAAGAUCCAAAUAAAGAAAAACAAACAUUUGUGAAAACAGUUAAAGAUCAAGCUUCUGAAAUUCAGGUGACAAUGAUGCUCACCGAAAGUUGUAAGCUCCGAGGUCUUCAUCACAGAAAUCUUCUUCCUAUUACCAAUGUGUGUAUAGAAGAAGGAGAAAAGCCCAUGGUGAUAUUGCCUUACAUGAAUUGGGGGAAUCUUAAAUUGUUUUUACGGCAGUGCAAAUUAGUAGAGGCCAAUAAUCCGCAGGCAAUUUCUCAACAAGACCUGGUCCACAUGGCUAUUCAGAUUGCCUGUGGAAUGAGCUAUCUGGCCAGAAGGGAAGUCAUCCACAAAGACCUGGCUGCUAGGAACUGCGUCAUUGAUGACACACUUCAAGUUAAGAUCACAGACAAUGCCCUCUCUAGAGACUUGUUCCCCAUGGACUAUCAUUGUUUGGGAGACAAUGAAAACAGGCCGGUUAGGUGGAUGGCUCUUGAAAGUCUGGUUAAUAAUGAGUUCUCCAGCGCUAGUGAUGUGUGGGCCUUUGGAGUGACACUGUGGGAGCUUAUGACUCUGGGCCAGACACCCUACGUGGACAUCGACCCAUUUGAGAUGGCUGCAUACUUGAAAGACGGUUACCGAAUAGCCCAGCCAAUCAACUGUCCUGAUGAACUAUUUGCUGUGAUGGCUUGUUGCUGGGCCUUAGAUCCGGAGGAGAGGCCCAAGUUCCAGCAGCUGGUCCAGUGUCUCACAGAGUUCCAUGCAGCCCUGGGGGCCUACGUCUGACUCUGCUGUCACAGUCUCAUGGCGUCAGGAGGAACGUGCCUGCCGGGCCUGCUUGGAGCCAAUCUUGGAUGCCACAUACGUCAUGCAGCGCCACAGAAGCACAUUUGUCUUCCAGAACACCAUGCCUUAGGAAUGCUUUAGAAUUUGAACUAUAUAAGACAGACUUAAUGAUAUGGAAUAUUUUCUAGAUAUCACUUUUAUUAGAUUGAACUGAAAAUGUUUGUGUAAAUUUUUUGGCCAAAAUUUUUUUAAACAUAGUUAACUUUGGAC